This is a messenger RNA of Aspergillus wentii DTO 134E9, 1806 nucleotides long. It is a transcript of the gene hem14, whose product is annotated as oxygen-dependent protoporphyrinogen oxidase. The transcript is spliced from 3 exons. Lineage: Eukaryota; Fungi; Ascomycota; Eurotiomycetes; Eurotiales; Aspergillaceae. Gene Ontology annotation, biological process: heme biosynthetic process. Gene Ontology annotation, cellular component: mitochondrial inner membrane. The record is from RefSeq and is a predicted model, not a curated record. The coding region runs from base 1 to 1806 and encodes 601 amino acids. Gene Ontology annotation, molecular function: protoporphyrinogen oxidase activity, oxygen as acceptor.
AUGCGGCUACCAUGGGCUCAUAGCCGUGCACUGAAAGCAGUCCGGACGCCAUUGGUGCUCUCUCGCCAUGGCCAGAGACGCGCUCAGCACACCCAGCCGUACGAUGCGGCGGUCAUAGGUGGUGGCAUCACCGGUUUGACCACAGCUUUCCGGCUGUCGCAGGAUCCAUCCUGUGCGCAGGUGACGCUGUAUGAGAAAUCAUCUCGCAUUGGGGGUUGGAUUAAUUCGGAAACGAUCCCAGUCGAUGAUGGCAAGGUUGUGUUUGAAUAUGGUCCGCGGACCUUGAGGGCUGCGGUACCUUCGUGUCUGCCUCUUCUCGACUUGCUGGUUGACUUAGACCUGCACGAUGAGAUUCUCUUGACGAGCAAAAAGUCCCCCGCGGCCUCCAAUCGCUACAUCUAUUACCCCGACCACCUUGUUCGCAUGCCCGCGCCGAGCCCUGAUGCUGGCUUCGUUACGAAUGCCUUGUCGAUAUUUAAUAGUAUUAAAAAUGAGCCGGUGUUUGAAAGUCUCAUACGGAGUGUUAUUUUGGAGCCGAUGAAAGUGCCCUCGGACGAGACGAUCUACAAUCGAGACGAAUCCGUUGCGGACUUUGUAUCGCGUCGCUUCAGUCCGCAAAUCGCCGAUAAUCUGGUCUCGGCCCUAUACCAUGGCAUUUACGCAGGGGAUAUUGACCGGAUGAGCGCGCAGACGUUGAUGGGAAGUUACCGGGACUUUGAAUCUCACGACCGUCGGGUGCUUGGGUCUUUGCUGCACUCUUUGACUUCGGAUUUGAAGAUUAUUCUUAUGGAUGAUCUGCUAGCGCUGCACUCUGUAGCAGAGGAGAAGAGAGGAUCAUACUGGAAGAGUCUGAAAACACUUGUGAAUGGGGCUAGUGUCUUGACGAUGAAAAAUGGCGUAGGCCAGCUGACUGAUGGGUUGGCGGCUGCGUUGAACAAGUCUGACAAGGUCAAUGUCAUCACGGAGACAGAGGUCAAGGCUAUUGACCAGGACCCAAAUACCUCCGACUUGACUAUCAGCUAUGGAGACAACCAGUCCCAAACACAUAACCGGGUAGUUGCCACGAACUCUGCCCCAGACCUGGCAAAUAAACUUGGUCAUAACCUACGGAACAACCAGCAAGUUCCCCACAGGACAAUCAAGAACCUUCAAGAUCACAACUAUGCUGUUACUGUCAUGGUUAUAAACUUGUACUACCCGAACCCGGACCUCGUUCCCGUUAAAGGCUUUGGCUACCUGAUCCCACGAUCAAUCCCAUUCGAACAAAACCCCGAGCGGGCCUUGGGGGUGAUUUUCGCAUCCGAUUCAAGUGUCGGUCAGGAUACCGCCCCGGGUACUAAGUUGACGGUGAUGAUGGGCGGCCACUGGUGGGACGACUGGAAGGAAUCAGACUAUCCCGAUCACGACACGGCCGUUUCCAUGUGCCAGUCUCUCCUCGAGAGACAUCUUGGUAUCACAGACCAGCCUACAAUCGCACGCAGCCGACUCCAGCGCAACGCAAUCCCUCAGUACACAGUUGGGCAUCUGGAUCGGAUGAAUGAGCUUUCACGGAAUGUGCGUCAUGAGUUUAUGAACCGCCUUACUCUUGCCGGAAGCUGGUAUGGUGGCAUUGGUGUUGCGGAUUGUAUCCGGCAGGGAUAUUUGGCGGCGUCGUUUGGCGUUGGUGCCCAGAAGCUCGAUGCUGCUGAGAGUGACCGUCCCUGGAGGAGAUAUAGCUGGGAAGACUGGGAGUUGGAGGGAGGAAUAGUUACGUCGCCUGUACGAUGGGUUGAAGCGUUUAGGACGGAACGGAAGCAUAUUUAUUGA